This is a messenger RNA of Penicillium atrosanguineum, 1260 nucleotides long. Its product is annotated as 3-ketoacyl-coA thiolase peroxisomal A precursor. NCBI's taxonomy places the organism in Eukaryota, Fungi, Ascomycota, Eurotiomycetes, Eurotiales, Aspergillaceae. Gene Ontology annotation, molecular function: acetyl-CoA C-acyltransferase activity. Gene Ontology annotation, biological process: fatty acid beta-oxidation; phenylacetate catabolic process. Gene Ontology annotation, cellular component: peroxisome. Bases 1 to 1260 code for a protein of 419 amino acids. The transcript is spliced from 2 exons. The record is from RefSeq and is a predicted model, not a curated record.
AUGUCUUCAGCUCAGCAACGCCUGAACCAGGUUUCCUCCCACUUCGGCCCUGCCGGCAAGAAGGGGGCCGCCUCCAUCACCGAAAAACACCCCGAUGAUAUUGUCGUGACAUGUGCUCUGCGAACUGCCCUGACCAAGGGUGGCAAGGGUAGCUUCAAGGAUACCGCUGCUGCUGACCUGCUUGCCGGUGUCUUCAAGGCCGUCAUCAAAAAGUCCGGAAUCGACCCCAAGGUCGUCGAGGAUGUCGCCGUUGGCUCCGUCCUGCCCCCCGGUGGUGGUGCUACCGAGUUCCGUGCUGCCGCCCUCGUGGCUGGCUUCCCCGAGUCUACCGCUGUCAAGGCCCUGAACCGUCAGUGCUCCAGCGGUCUGCAGGCCAUCGUUGACAUUGCCAACGCUGUGCAGUCCGGCAUGAUCGAUGUUGGUAUCGGCGCUGGUGUUGAGAGCAUGUCUUCCCAGUACGGCCCUGGUGCCGUGACCGAGUUCUCUGAGCUUCUCGAGAACCACCCCGAGUCCGCCAACUGCAAGGUCCCCAUGGGUGUUCUAUCCGAGGAUAUGGCCAAGGACCGUGGCAUCUCUCGUGCUUCCCAGGAUGCUUUCGCCGCUGCCUCAUACCAGAAGGCCCUCAAGGCCCAAAAGGCUGGCCUCUUUGACGAGGAGAUUGCUCCUCUCGAGGUCAAGUGGACCGACCCCAAAUCCGGCGAGGAGAAGACCAUCACCGUCAAGGCUGAUGACGGUAUCCGUGAUGGCAUUACCGCCGAGUCCCUGGGCAAGAUCCGCCCUGCCUUUGCCAAGGAUGGCUCCAUCCACGCCGGUAACGCCUCCCAGAUCUCCGACGGCGCCGCCGCUGUCCUGCUCAUGAAGCGCUCUACUGCCGAGCGUCUGGGCCAGAAGAUCAUCGGAAAGUACGUUUCCGCCAGCAUUGUCGGCGUCAAGCCCCUGCUCAUGGGUGUUGGCCCCUGGAAGGCCAUCCCCGUUGCCCUUGAGAAGGCCGGCAUCACCAAGGACGAUGUCGACAUCUACGAGAUCAACGAAGCCUUUGCUUCCCAGUGUGUGUGGUGUGUCAACGAGCUUGGCUUGCCCCAAGAAAAGGUCAACCCCAAGGGUGGUGCCAUCGCCUUCGGUCACCCUCUUGGCUGCACUGGCUCCCGCCAGGUUAGCACACUUCUGACCGAGCUCAAGCGGACCAACAAGAAGAUUGGUGUCACUAGCAUGUGCGUCGGUACCGGUAUGGGUAUGGCCGCGGUCUGGGUCGCCGAGUAA